Messenger RNA from Brassica rapa (field mustard), 2158 nucleotides. Its product is annotated as uridine kinase-like protein 1, chloroplastic. NCBI's taxonomy places the organism in Eukaryota, Viridiplantae, Streptophyta, Magnoliopsida, Brassicales, Brassicaceae. The record is from RefSeq and is a predicted model, not a curated record. Gene Ontology annotation, molecular function: kinase activity; ATP binding.
AAUAAGAGUAGGAGCAAAUCCAUAAAACAGAUCAUGUUUUAACUGUAUUGAUUGAUUGUACUGAUUAUUAGAUUUUGUUUGAAAAUUUUAUACGCCAUAAAAUUUGUUUUUGAAAGGUUCAUAUAGUAAAAAUCUUAAUAUUAAUCUCUUUAAUUCAUUUCUUACUUGAUUAAUUAAUUUGAUUAUCACCUAUAUAGCUGGCUAUAUCUUCUCGCAAUAUCUUUUCUAAUGAAAAAAUAAUAUUAAAAAAAUAGAAAAAGAGGGAACUAAUAUCAGUUUUCUUUAAAGUUUAGCGUAUUUAGAAAUUAUAUAUUAAAAUAAAAAAAGAAAAACAGAAGCAAGGGGAGUGUGAGACAAAAGGGUCCCUUGCGUUGAACAGAAUCGUUGUCCCUCGUUCCAGUCCUCACAACGCUUUGAUUCUUCGCCGGCAAAAAGAAAAAAAACUCAAACCCAAAUUUUAGAACCAUUAGUGAUUCAUCGGAAACCAAUGCCGGAGAAUUCUUCAUCGGUAGACUACGCCAUGGAGAAGGCGUCGGGUCCCCACUUCUCAGGCCUCCGCUUCGACAGCCUUCUCUCUUCUUCUCCACCCAAUCCCUCCGUCUCUUCCCCGUCCCACCUCCCUUCUGCUGUUUCGUCCCCUUCUUCUCCUGCUCCCAAACAGCCCUUCGUUAUCGGAGUUUCUGGUGGUACGGCUUCUGGUAAGACAACAGUGUGCGACAUGAUAAUCCAGAAACUUCAUGACCAGCGUGUUGUUCUUAUUAACCAGGAUUCGUUUUACCGUGGUUUGACAACCGAAGAGCUGCAGCGUGUGCAAGAGUACAACUUUGAUCAUCCAGAUGCCUUUGACACCGAGCAGCUUUUGCAUUGUGCUAAGACUCUCAAGAGCGGCCAACCUUAUCAAGUUCCAAUCUACGACUUUAAGACCCAUCAGCGUAGAACUGAUGCUUUCCGCCAGGUGAAUGCUUCUGAUGUUAUAAUCUUAGAAGGGAUUCUAGUUUUCCAUGACCCACGUGUUCGGAAUCUUAUGAACAUGAAGAUCUUCGUUGACACAGAUGCUGAUGUGAGGCUUGCUCGCAGACUCAGACGUGACCUAGUUGAGAGGGGAAGGGAUGUCGACUCUGUGCUCGAGCAGUAUGCAAAGUUCGUGAAGCCGGCGUUUGAUGACUUUGUGCUUCCCUCUAAGAAAUAUGCUGACGUGAUCAUUCCUCGAGGAGGGGACAAUCACGUUGCUGUUGAUUUGAUUACCCAACACAUCCACACAAAACUCGGGCAGCAUGAUCUCUGCAAAAUCUACCCAAAUGUUUAUGUCAUCCAGUCAACAUUUCAGAUAAGAGGCAUGCAUACGCUUAUCAGGGAGAAGGACAUAUCAAAGCAUGAUUUUGUGUUUUAUUCAGACCGACUCAUUCGUCUUGUGGUGGAGCAUGGUCUUGGUCAUUUGCCCUUCACUGAGAAACAAGUAGUUACUCCAACAGGAGCUGUGUACACUGGAGUUGAUUUCUGCAAGAAACUUUGUGGGAUCUCUAUUAUUCGAAGUGGUGAAAGCAUGGAAAAUGCAUUACGCGCUUGCUGCAAAGGGAUUAAGUUAGGGAAGAUUCUUAUCCACCGUCAUGGAGAUGAUGGAAAACAGCUUAUAUAUGAGAAGCUUCCUCAAGACAUCUCUGAACGUCAUGUCCUGCUUUUAGAUCCUGUCUUAGCUACAGGUAACUCUGCUAAUCAAGCCAUUGAACUACUCAUUCAGAAAGGAGUUCCUGAAUCUCACAUCAUCUUCCUCAACCUUAUCUCGGCACCAGAAGGAAUUCAUUGUGUCUGCAAACGGUUUCCGGCAUUGAAGAUAGUGACAUCUGAAAUAGACCAGUGUCUGAACCAAGAGUUCCGAGUUAUACCAGGUUUAGGCGAGUUUGGUGAUCGUUACUUCGGCACUGAUGAGUAAAACCAUUAGCCACCACUAAAACACUGUGACGGGAUGGAGCAAUAAAGGACGCGUCAGUGUCGAAAUAGCUUAGACAGUAGUUGUAGUUGCAUGUCCCUUCACAGAGCUUCUUAGUUCUUAAUUCUUCUGCAUUAUAUUUCCUCCACUUGUGAUUUACGAAAGCUCUUAUUAUUGCUUACUUCAAAUUAUUCUUGAAACACAUUGAUUUCUGAUUUUUCUUUUACAUUA